AUGUACUCCUCUGCUCACGGCAAGAGCAGACCGCUCCAGUCAACUUCAAAGUCUGUGGCUACGUUGGACUUGCCUGCAUUGAAGAAUGCCUGUCAUGUCCUGGAGGAACAGCUCAAUAAGGACGCGCAAAUCACUCCGGACUUGAACGAACUGCUUACAAUACUUACAGCGGGCAUUCCGGCGUCUGCGGCAUACACCGUCUUUCCGGAUGACUACCGCGUCCCCUUCCAGAAGCGUAGACUCGUCGGAAUACCAGAGGGACUCUUCCAAUAUUAUACAACAACGAGUGUCACAUCCCACAUGGGUUUGAUGCCAGAAAUUGAGCGAGUAUGGAUCAGCAUCGACCACAACUUGUUUUUAUGGGACUACAUAGAGGGCCAAGAGUUGAGCUCAUUCGUGGAUCAGCCGGACGUCAUCACUGAUGUUGCCCUCGUGAAACCCAAGCCAGGCGUAUUCAUCGACGACAUUACGUCGCUGCUUGUCAUAUGUACGCCUGUGUCUGUGGUACUGCUUGGCGUCUCCACGAGUUCUGUCAUGGGCCCCAACAACCGCACACACAAGGACAUCAAGCUGUACGCCACCGACAUGUCCAUUGCCGUUGAUGUCGAGAUGACGUCUGUCAUUGGGACGCAGGAGGGGCGUAUCUUCAUGUGUGGUGUGCAGGAUGGAUGCUUGUAUGAGCUGCAUUAUCAGGAGAAAGAGGGAUGGUUUGGGAAGAGAGUCCAGAUCAUCAAUCACUCCGUAGGAGGCGUGCAGAGUCUAUUACCCCGCUUAUCAGCCCCAAAGUCAGAAGACCGGAUCGUCAUGGCUCUUUCUGACCUCUCCAGAGGGUGCUUCUACACGCUCUCUGUGAAGAACACGAUAACAAUAUACAGGACUAAUGGCGAAAAGAGCGUGCAGGAAGUCCAGCACCUAUCGAAGCUCUAUAAGGCCGCUCAGGAUAAAGCUCCUGGAUCUCCUGCGUUGACGCCACAAAACUUUCAGCUGAUUUCUCUUCACGUCAUCGAUCCAUCUGAGUCUCGGGCAGGCGUCCAGCUCAUGGCCAUGACUGCUAAUGGUAUACGCCUGUACUUCGCACCCUCGGCCUUCAGCCUUGCCGUUGGGGCUGCCUCUGGUUCACAAACCCCUCUGCGUCACCUACAAGUCAUUCAUGUCCGACUGCCGCCUCCCAACUUGUUACACCCUGAUGAGCAGACCAGCCCCCACCGGCCUGCCAUGUCAGGUUACGGCAUUGCUCAGGCGCCUCAACAGCAGACUUCACGGCCAUACGUGCUCUCAGCCCUCGAGAAUGUUUGUUACGCUGCAGGCCUCACGAUUGCUGCCCAGCCUGGCGACGUCGACGGCCAAGACUAUGUCCUCUGUAUGUCACCCGACUUGACGAGAUUCGGAAAUCUUGGGCAGCUUCACGGAUCAACGCCACAACAGCAGAGUCCCCAGUAUACGAAUGCCUCAUAUGGAACUGUGCCCGGCCCUAGUCGACCGCCUCUAACGGAGUACGCAACAUUGCUUUCCAUUCCUGGCCGCACUUGGGAUAUGGCGCCUGUUCCUCACUCUGGAUGUCCCACAGCAUCGAUCCCGUCCAGCAGUCCUUCCCCUUUGGUUACUAAUGAGCUGGCUUACCAAUUCUCGGAACAUACACGACAAUUUAUGAUCUUGACGAACGUCGGAGUGACUUUCUUGGCUAAAAGGCGGGCACUAGACUAUCUAAAGGAUGUUAUUGAAGAGUAUCAGGUCGAGGGAAAUGCGCAACCCCUCAUUGAGUUUCGAGACAGCUUUGGCCGUGACCAGACGUGUGCAAUGCUGCUAGCAAUCGCCAGUGGGAACACCUUCCUGGAGAUGGGAGAGAGGACAUCGUUGGGCGGCAUUAGUACGGUGAGCCCGGAGAUUGCGAUGGUGGCGAAGCAAGCGUUCUACGACUUUGGCGAACGCCCGAUGUGGUCCGAACGGGUGACUUAUGGCACAAGCGAGGGUUCCGGAACAGCAAUUUUCAGCGGUCGGCGAGAAGGCCUUGCUCUGUACUUCGCACGAUUGGUAAGGCCAUUCUGGAACGCCAAACUGACGAAGCCUAGCCCUACUGGAUCGCACGAAUUGAACAUAUCAGACGACGCACUUGUCGUCAUCCAAAAGAAUAUGUAUGCACUGAAGGAGAUGCUGGACACAAAUCCUCAUUUGUUCCAUUCCGCUCCUCAUGACCAUACCGGUGCCCGCCCUGCUAUAGCGAGCGAGCAGGAGGCGUGGAAGGUCGAGCAAAAUUCAGUCGCUCAGCUUCUCGACCUCUUGGCGAGAACCAUCGAGGCGAUUUCAUUUGUCCUUCUCCUUAGCGACCAUAGGAUGGGGGAGCUGAUAAGACAAUGUGACUCCGAAGUCCAGAAGCUGGUUACCAGUAUGACUUUUGAAGAACUAGUAGUCGAUGAGAAAGGCGUCUCCUCUGCCCGAGCCCUGGUCAAUGUUGUCAUUAACCAGCAAAUAGGACAACAGAUCAGCGUGGAUACCAUCAGUGAAGUGUUGCAGCAACGAUGUGGCUCAUUCUGCAGCACGGACGAUGUGAUGCUGUACAAGGCGAGGGAAAACGUUCGCAAAGCUGUUGAAACAAGGAAUCCUAUCGAGCGGCAAACAUUCCUGGGGGAUUCCCUACGGUUGUUCAUGAAGGGAGCACGCAACUUGGAGUUUGAAAAGCUACGAGAGAUUAUUGGAGAUUAUCAGCAGCUCGACUACGUGCAAGGAGCGAUACAACUGGCAUUGCACUGUGCACAAAUAUAUGACAGUGAUGGGCAAGGACAAGACUACUGGUUGGCGGGAUGCCCUGCGAACGAUCCUCGCGCUCAGUUCUGGGAACGGCGUUCACACUGUUAUGACUUGGCACUAGAUUCACUGUCUGUAUUUGAAGAGCGGAGCCCCAACACGAGGCAACCUCUAGGAAGUGGGGACGACUCCGACCGCGUUCGUAGUCACGCGUAUGAACUUGCCUUUGAGUGCGAUGAUGAAAUGUUCCAUUCAACGCUGUAUGAUUGGCUCAUACAGAGGGGUAUGGCGGACGAGCUGCUUGCAAUGAGACCCGCGUAUCUCGAAGCGCAUCUCAGGCGCGAACCUGCUACCGUCGAGAAGUUCCAGUUGCUGUGGCAAUUCUACGUUAUUAACGGCGAACCGCUUCGCGCAGCAGAGGUCCUGGGUGCAUUGGCAGAAUCAACAGAGUUCGACCUUCCUCUUGAUGCUCGUCUGGAAUACCUGACCUUGGCGGUGGGUAACGCCAAGUCACAUCCCGUGUCCGUCGGCGGCAGAUACGAGACCGCGAUCGCAUUCCUGACAGAUCUGGAGGAGAAACUCGAAGUUGCACAGGUUCAGCUGGAGAUCUACCAUUCUCUUCUGCCCCGGAUCAAAGAAUCAGAGGAGGUCGGGAAGAAGAUUAAGCUGCUCUCAAAAUGCCUGAUGACAAUCACAGAGCUCUUCCAAGAAUAUGCGGAGCCGUUCGACCUGCUAUCAAUUCAACUACUGAUCUUGCACGUAUCAGAACACCGAGACGAGAACAUCGUCCGUCCAAUAUGGAACCGGAUAUUCGAGAUAGCUAUUGACAGCGCGGAGACUGCGGUGGCCGCGGAUCGUAUCGUCUCUCGUGUCACGGCAAUAGGACAGCGGUUCUACCCAUCAGAUUGUGCAUUCCCACUGAGUAAGUGCUUCCCGCAACUGUACUGUAUCAGACCGAGUUCAUCAGAGCUGUCUCUAGGACAUGUUGCAUCAUUGCUGGUGCGGUUUAGUCUCGCCCACAAGGGUGAGCUUCCCUACGGGUGGGCUCCGCGGAUAUUGGUGCAAUGCGGUGUACCAUAUCCUGAUGUUUGGGACAUCCUGUACGAGAUGUACGAAUCGCAGGUACCUCCAUUCAACGAGCAGGCAAACGUGCAGUCGCUGUCCUCAGACAUCGCAGUGCUUCUGGCAGACUGGGUGGAGAACGUGCAGCGUCCACAAUCCGCAGUUUCACGGAGCGAGUUCCCCGUAUAUCGGGUCGAGCAGGCAGUCGACCAGUACCUCUCGGAAUUGGAGACCAGUCGAGCUGAGACCAGGGCCACAUACGAAAACAUUAAGCGCCAAUUGCGAAGGAAUUGGUGA
Molecule: messenger RNA, 4101 nt
Organism: Postia placenta MAD-698-R-SB12
Lineage: Eukaryota; Fungi; Basidiomycota; Agaricomycetes; Polyporales; Adustoporiaceae
Exons: 19
Coding region: 1-4101 (1366 amino acids)
Biological process (GO): protein import into nucleus; transcription-dependent tethering of RNA polymerase II gene DNA at nuclear periphery; protein localization to nuclear inner membrane
Cellular component (GO): nuclear pore; nuclear pore inner ring
Molecular function (GO): structural constituent of nuclear pore
Source: RefSeq, a predicted model, not a curated record